AUGAUGAAGAUGCAGAGAGAGGCUGUCAAAAAAUAUGCCAUUGCACAAGGUAGGAACUUAAACAUUGAUAUUAAUGAUAAGAAGAAAUGUCAAAGGGUAGGAGUUAGAUGUGUUGAAGGAUGUCCAUUUAGGAUAUAUGGUUGGGAACAUAGUAUUGUCCAGACCCCUUCAGCUGAGAUUGUUGAUCUUGUGAGAGAGAAAUUCAAAAUAAUAAUUAGUCGGGAUUUUGCAUACAAGGUGAAGUUAAAUGCACACAAAAAGCUUCACAGAUCAAUGAAAGAGCAUUAUACCAAAGUGAUGAACUACUUUGCAGCAUUGAAGCAAAGUGGUCCAACAGUCAUUUUACAAUUUAAUGUUUUAUCUCUGGAUCGAUGCUUCAUAAAGACAUUCUUAGGUGGCAUGUUACUUUCAGUUGUUGGUAGAGAUCCUAAUAGACAGAUGUACCCAUUGGCUUGGGCAAUAGUAGAAGGUGAAAACAAGGAAUCAAGGAAAUGGUUCGUUUCUGAACUGAAGAAGUGUGUACCAAGUACUGAUGGUGGUGGGUGGACCAUCAUUUCUGAUGAACACAAGAGUAUUAUUAGGGCAGUUCAAAUGGAAUUGCCACAAGCUGAACACAGGCAUUGUGGAAGGCAUAAUAAUGCAAAUUGGAGCAAGGUAUUCAAAGGACAAGAAAUGAAGCUACUAUUUUAG
Messenger RNA from Amaranthus tricolor (Joseph's coat), 690 nucleotides. RefSeq lists its product as uncharacterized. NCBI's taxonomy places the organism in Eukaryota, Viridiplantae, Streptophyta, Magnoliopsida, Caryophyllales, Amaranthaceae. The transcript has 5 exons. The record is from RefSeq and is a predicted model, not a curated record. Bases 1 to 690 code for a protein of 229 amino acids.